Penicillium odoratum is the source of this 1158-nucleotide messenger RNA. Its product is annotated as NAD-dependent epimerase/dehydratase family protein. Lineage: Eukaryota; Fungi; Ascomycota; Eurotiomycetes; Eurotiales; Aspergillaceae. Bases 1 to 1158 code for a protein of 385 amino acids. The transcript is spliced from 3 exons. The record is from RefSeq and is a predicted model, not a curated record.
AUGGCCGACGCUAAGCCCGCCGUGCUGAUCAUUGGUGGUCUUGGCUUCAUCGGCCGCCACUUGGCGCUGCACAUCCAUCAAAAUAACCUGGCCUCUCAAGUACGUUUGGUCGACAAAGUCCUUCCCCAGUUGGCCCGCCUGGCUCCCGAAUUCGCAGAGGCUUGCUCUCAAGACAAGUUCGUCCAGGCGGAUGCUAGUCGUGAACAACAUCUGCCGCGAAUCUUCGAUCGGCCCAAUGGUGAGCAAUUCGACUACGUGAUCAACUGUGGCGGCGAGACCCGCCAUGCCCAACCCGACGACAUGUACGAAGCACGUAGCUGUGGCCUCAGCAUACUACUCGCCAAAGAGUGCGCCCGACGGAAUAUCCGCGCUUUCGUUGAAACAUCCACCGCCCAUGUCUAUAAGAGUGGCUCGUCUCCGCGCAAGGAGACUGAUAAGAUGCAACCGUGGCACAGCCUCGCCAAGUGGAAGUUGAAAGCUGCAGAGGAACUUCUUAAGAUUCCGAACCUGCAGUACUGCGCGUUGCGCAUGCCCCAUGUCUAUGGUGAAUACAACUCAGGCUACUUCGCCAUGGCCAUCUGUCUGGCUCGCGUGCAUUUGGAACUGGGUCAGGAUCUCGAGUUGUUAUAUUCCAAGGAUCUUAAGGUGAACACGCUUCAUGUGCGGGAUGCUGCCAGCGCGCUGUUCCAGGCGGCGGAAUGGCGCGCGUCCGUUGGCAAACUGGAUGCAAGCGACCCGAAAGUGCCGGAGCUGUUCAAGCGGGAACCCAGAGUUCCCGUCGCGUUCAACGUGGUGGACCACAACGAUACACAACAAGAGCAUGUGGCCAAUGCGUUGGCCGAGGUGUUCAACCUCAAGGUGAAGUUCAUUGGUUCACUCAUUUCAACCCUGGCCAAGAUGAGCCUCGAUGAUGCGGUCGACGACAUGAAUGAAGUUAGUCUACAGGAGUGGGCAGAUCUGAUCGAAAAGAGCGGGAUCGAGCGCCCCGGUCCUAUCGGUCCUUUCCUUGAGCUUGAUGUUCUUAAGGACCAGGAUAUGUCGAUCGAUGGCUCAUUAUUUGAGAAGACAACGGGGUGGAAGCCUAAGUACGAGAAGUUUGACGCCGACAGCAUCCGUGAAAUGGUGGACAGCUACAAGCGGAUGGGCUGGUGGCCCUGA